Messenger RNA from Pelodiscus sinensis (Chinese soft-shelled turtle), 1493 nucleotides. The record is from RefSeq and is a predicted model, not a curated record. NCBI's taxonomy places the organism in Eukaryota, Metazoa, Chordata, Testudines, Trionychidae.
UCUGCCUAUCUACUGACAUGUUAUUUCACCAACUGGGGCCAAUAUAGACCAGGCCUUGGGAAAUUCAAACCUGACAACAUUGACCCAUGCCUGUGUACUCACUUGAUCUAUGCUUUCGCUGGAAUGUCCAACAAUGAGAUCGCCACGAUUGAAUGGAAUGAUGUGACACUCUACAAAUCCUUCAAUGGCUUGAAAAACCAGAACGGACAACUCAAGACCCUCCUGGCUAUCGGAGGCUGGAAUUUUGGAACAGCACCAUUUACUGCAAUGGUUUCCACCCCUCAAAACCGCCAGACCUUCAUCAGCUCCGUCAUCACAUUCCUGCGCCAGUAUGAAUUUGAUGGGCUGGACUUUGACUGGGAAUACCCUGGCUCCAGAGGCAGCACUGCCCAGGACAAGGGCCUCUUCACCGUCCUGGUUCAGGAAAUGCUGGAGGCCUUCGAGCAGGAGGCCAAGCAGGUUAACAGACCCAGGCUCCUGGUCACUGCCGCUGUGGCUGCAGGGCUCUCUAACAUUGAGUCAGGCUACCAGAUUCCUCAGCUUGGCCAGUAUCUGGACUACUUCCAUGUGAUGACCUAUGACUUCCAUGGCUCCUGGGAAGGAUACACUGGAGAGAACAGCCCCCUGAACCAAGGCCCGGCAGAUACUGGCAGCAAUAUCUACUUCAAUGUUGACUAUGCCAUGAAUUACUGGUUGAACAACGGGGCUCCGGCUGAGAAGCUCAUUGUUGGAUUCCCAACCUACGGACACACCUUCAUCCUGAGCAACCCAUCCAACACUGCCGUCGGCGCGCCCACCUCCGGCCCCGGCCCUGCUGGGCCAUACACAAGACAGUCUGGGUUCUGGGCUUACUAUGAGAUCUGCACUUUCCUGAAGAACGGAGCCACCCAGGUUUGGGAUGCCCCUCAGUCUGUCCCUUAUGCCUACCAGGGCAGCGAGUGGCUUGGUUAUGACAAUAUCAAGAGCUUCAACAUCAAGGCUCAAUGGCUGAUGAAGAAUAACUUUGGAGGUGCUAUGGUUUGGUCCCUGGACCUGGAUGACUUCACUGGCACUUUCUGCAACCAGGGCAAAUUCCCCCUGAUCAACACUUUGAAGAAUGCCCUGGGCCUGCAGAGCACUAGCUGCACAGCCCCUGCUCAGCCCAUUUCCCCAAUCACAGAAGCGCCCAGCAGCGGGAGCGGGAGCGGUAGUUCCGGUAGCAACCCCAGCAGCGGUUCCGGCAGCAACCCCAGCAGCUCCGGGGGUAGCGGCUUCUGUGCCAGCAAGGCCAGCGGCCUCUACCCAGACCCAUCUAACAAGAACUACUUCUACCACUGCGUGAAUGGGAAAACCUACCUGCAAAAUUGCCAGGCUGGUCUGGUCUUUGACUCCAGCUGCUCCUGCUGCAACUGGGCAUGAACACAGAUCAGGUUAUGACAACUAAUUAGCCGUCCUAAUCUAACCAAAUGCCACAAAUGAAUUAGAAUUAAAUAAAGCAUCCAGCAGAAGCAAUA